Messenger RNA from Zasmidium cellare ATCC 36951, 1128 nucleotides. RefSeq lists its product as uncharacterized. NCBI's taxonomy places the organism in Eukaryota, Fungi, Ascomycota, Dothideomycetes, Mycosphaerellales, Mycosphaerellaceae. The coding region runs from base 1 to 1128 and encodes 375 amino acids. The transcript has 2 exons. The record is from RefSeq and is a predicted model, not a curated record.
AUGUCAGAGAUCCCGACAGUCACCGGCGUGAUCUGGCCCGACAUACACCUCUCGAGAAGCGGAUCAGCAGACUGUGUCUCAGGCAUAGUCUCAGUAACAACGGCCACCACGAAGAAUCUCGAACUCCACCUUCCAUCGCCACUGAAUCAAUCUCAAGUCACCCAGAUUAUUCUCGACUUCGCGACCUCUGGCUCAACAUACAUCCAGUCCAUCUCGACCGGAACGCAGAAUGUCACAGGUACAUACGAGAUAGGAGCAACGUUAUGCGUCCCGAUAAACAGAACUUCCAACCAUCUUGUUCAAUUCUUGACUCAUGGUCUUGGCUUCGACCGCAGCUAUUGGGACUUCGCAUCCGGCUAUUCAUACGUCGACGCUGCCUUGACGAAUGGACACGCAGUAUUCUUGUACGAUCGACUCGGUGUCGGCUUGUCGUCGAAACCAGAUCCUGUCAACUUAGUUCAAGCAGGACUGCAGCUUGAGAUUGCCAACGCUCUCAUUUGCAAGCUUCGAGCUGGCGAAUUGGAAAACACGACGUUCUCGACCGUCGUCGGAGUUGGUCAUUCGUUCGGCAGCGUGCUGACACAAGCUGUCACUUCCACCUACCCCCGGUCGCUGGAUGCCGCCAUCUUAACUGGCUACAGUCUCAACUCGACUGGGUUCCCGCUAUUUCUGACGGGCGUCAAUCUCGCUAUCGCCUCCGAAGCCCGUCCGUAUCAAUUCAGCGGUUCACAGAACGGAUAUACCGUUGCAAGUACAGCCAUUUCGAACCAGAUUGGGUUCUUCCACGCACCAGGUUUUGAUCCCGCGAUCGUCAGUCUUGCCGACUCGACGAAAGGGACCAUCGCCGUAGGAGAGCUCUUGUCUACGAGUGCCAUUGUCGGGCCAGCACUCGAGUUCAACGGCACGGUGGCCAUCGUUAACGGGAUCGAUGACCUUCCCUUCUGCAAUGGAAACUGCUCAUCUCCAGGCAACCUCCUGGGGCAAGUUAAGCAAUUGUAUCCUCGAGUGUCCAAUGACAGCUUCGUGACGUCGCUUGUACCGAAUACUGGACACGCCAUUAGCUUGCACUAUUCUGCAGGAGCUGUGUACGAAUCAGUUCAGGCUUUGCUGAUUGCGAAGGGCUUGUGA